AUGGCGUCUGCUCUUGGUCGUUUUGCUGUGCCGGCCACCACAACGAGCACCACAACAGGCACUACAACAACGACGCACCCCUCCUCGGACAAGACCGAGACUGCACAGCAAGAACAGGCUUCAAUCCUUCCACUGCCGGCACCCAGAGAGCCCUGGCCGCGGCCAUACUAUAUCAAGGACGGUCUACGUCGCGUCACUCCGUAUUUCUACACGUACAACACGUGGUGCAAGGAGCGAUGGCGAGGUCUCCAGCUGAUCGAAAUCUUUGAGAGCGAAUUCAGGGAUCGACCAAUCGAGUAUUACCGCGCCGCCAUGGAAUCCGGCCAGAUUUGCGUUAAUGGCAAGGUCGUGGGUCCGCACUACGUUCUCAAAAACGGCGACCUCGUGUCCCACACAGCCCACCGCCACGAGCCGCCAGUCACUGCGGAGCCCAUCGCCGUCAUUCACGAGGAUGAUGACAUGGUUGUUAUAAACAAGCCUUCCGGGGUGCCCGUCCAUCCCGCCGGUCGCUACAACUUCAACUCGGUCGUCGAGAUCAUGAAAGCCGAGAGGGGCCCCAACUUCGCACCACACCCUUGCAACAGGCUGGACAGGUUGACGAGCGGCAUCAUGUUCAUCGCCAAAAACCCCAAGGGAGCCGAUCGUCUGGGCGCCCAGAUUUUUCAGCGCAGCGUGCGAAAAGAGUACCUAGCUCGAGUCGUCGGCCGCUUCCCUGACGGCGAGGUGGUGUGCGAUCAGCCCAUCCUCCAGAUCUCACCCAAACUCGGCCUGAACCGCGUGCGAGCCAACGGGAAGGCUGCCAGGACCGUUUUCAAACGUCUGGCUUACUACCCCCCGUCCCAAAAACGAGACGACGAGCCCGCCGCGGCCGGACAGCCGCCUGAUGCAGCCACGCAGCGAGAGGACGGUCGGUCCAGGGCAGAUGAGGGCUACUCAAUUGUUCGAUGUUUGCCCUUGACAGGCAGGACACACCAGCUCCGCGUCCAUUUACAGUUCCUUGGGCACCCGAUCCAGAACGACCCCAUUUACGCCAACCGAGGUGUCUGGGGCAUUGAUCUAGGCUCCAACGAUCCCGAUGCGAGCAGGAACAGUGACGAGGACAUCAUCGCUCGCCUCUCGCGCAUGGGCAAAGACCAGGUUGCAGAUGCGGUUGCCUACUACGACGAGAUGGUUGAGGAUUACCACAAGAAGAAGGCUGAAAAAAUGUCGGGCGAGGUCUGCAGCGUCUGCAAAACCCCUCUUUAUACCGACCCUGGACAGCAUGAGCUCUCCCUCUGGCUCCACAGCCUCCGCUACGAGGACACCGAAGGUGCAUGGAGCUAUACCAGUCCGUUGCCCGCUUGGGCCUUGCCGCCAGAAGGGACAAGUGGCCCGACUAAGGUUGGAGGCAUGGAGGAUCUCCUGAGCGCCGCGAGAACCAGCCAGGUUGAGUGA
Molecule: messenger RNA, 1434 nt
Organism: Canariomyces notabilis
Lineage: Eukaryota; Fungi; Ascomycota; Sordariomycetes; Sordariales; Chaetomiaceae
Product: pseudouridine synthase
Exons: 1
Coding region: 1-1434 (477 amino acids)
Biological process (GO): enzyme-directed rRNA pseudouridine synthesis
Molecular function (GO): RNA binding; pseudouridine synthase activity
Source: RefSeq, a predicted model, not a curated record